This is a messenger RNA of Paramecium primaurelia, 704 nucleotides long. Lineage: Eukaryota; Ciliophora; Oligohymenophorea; Peniculida; Parameciidae. The record is from the annotation of a GenBank genome assembly.
AUGUAAUCCAGGGAUACUUAAUAUUGUUAUUAUAGUAAUUUCAACUUAUUUGAAAACACCUCUUAAUUAAUAAAAAAGGAGAAGUUUAUAAAGGCACUUCUAUAAACAUUGGGAGAAGAAUGGAGAAUUUAUGCAGGAUAUUCAAUAUCAAUUGAAUUAGAUGGCUCUAUCAAUUAUUUAGCUUGGUAAUUUUGUUUUGAAAAUCUAUUAUUUACAUGGCUAGAAAAUGAAGAUUGUUAACAUGAAGAAUUUUAUGAGAAAGCUGUUCUAAGAAUAUAACCAUACAAAAUAGGUAUCAUAUAUAAGUAUUUAAAUUAGAAAAUGUCUACUUUAGACCAGUUUUUGAUGGAUUCUUCUACUCAGCCUAAUAAUUAUGGUCUAAAAUGAAAUUAAGCAGACCUCCUUCUCAAGAAUCUUUCAAAUAAGUUGAAUAAAUUAAAUAAGAAGAACUUAGACCUAUUGCUAAUAUCUUAAAACCUCUAGUACUUGUUAGUGAAAAGAUCAUAAAUUAUUUUAAGAAGGAAGAGCAAAUAUAAACUCAAGAAUAGAUUUAAUAUAAUUAACCCUCUUGGAAAUAAAUCUCGAAACUUACUGAAGAAUCUCUUCCAAUNAAUAUAAGUAGUUAAAGCACAUAAUAACAUUGUUUAGGAAUGAGUAAGAUGAAUAUUUAAUGGUAAUUACUAUUUCUUUUAUGGCAAAUCUGA